AAAAAAAAAUCCAGUCAGGUAGGACAGCUAUGCUAGCUAGGCUAGCUAACGGAGCCAAGUAGCCCGAGCCCGAGCCGAAAACGCAACAACAAGGACUGAAAAACAUCGGGAUUGUUUGGCCAAGUGACUCGGUUUUGCCAGAAGACAUGGCUCGCCACGGUGCUGUCCAGAGAGGUCUUCCAGGGGUGCAGAGUGCUAAUGUGAGUAACGUUCAGAUGAGAGAAACGGCACAAAUGGCAUCUAACGGGCAACAGAAUUUCAAAGCUGAUCCAGAAGAAUUGUUCACAAAACUGGAGAAGAUUGGGAAGGGUUCAUUUGGAGAGGUGUUCAAAGGGAUAGACAAUCGCACGCAGAAGGUGGUGGCCAUUAAGAUCAUCGACCUGGAGGAGGCAGAGGACGAGAUAGAGGACAUCCAGCAGGAGAUCACUGUGCUAAGCCAGUGCGACAGCCCCUUCGUCACAAAGUAUUACGGAUCAUAUCUAAAGGGCACAAAGUUAUGGAUUAUAAUGGAGUACUUGGGAGGAGGGUCAGCACUGGACUUGCUGGAUCCAGGUCCGCUAGAUGAGUCCCAGAUUGCCACUAUACUUCGAGAGAUCCUUAAAGGACUGGAAUACUUGCAUUCGGAAAAGAAAAUCCACAGAGACAUCAAAGCUGCUAAUGUGCUGCUGUCGGAGCAGGGUGACGUGAAGCUGGCGGACUUUGGUGUGGCUGGCCAGCUCACAGACACACAGAUCAAGAGGAACACAUUCGUGGGCACACCGUUUUGGAUGGCGCCUGAAGUCAUAAAACAGUCAGCCUACGAUUCAAAGGCAGAUAUCUGGUCGUUGGGUAUAACUGCGAUAGAGCUGGCCAAAGGAGAGCCGCCUCAUUCUGAGCUGCACCCCAUGAAAGUGCUGUUCCUCAUCCCAAAGAAUAACCCGCCCACUCUGCAGGGCAGCUACAGCAAGCCGCUCAAGGAGUUUGUGGAAUCCUGUCUCAAUAAAGAGCCCAGCUUUAGGCCCACAGCCAAGGAGCUCCUGAAACAUAAGCUAAUUGUGCGAUACGCUAAAAAGCCCUCAUACCUCAUCGAGCUCAUCGACAGGUACAAGCGCUGGAAGGCUGAGCAGCGUCAAGAUGAGUCCAGCUCUGAGGAGUCCGACUCGGAGUCAGACGGACAGGCAACAGGAGGGAGUGACUCAGGAAACGAUGACUGGAUCUUUAACACCAUCAGAGAGAAGGACCCUGAAAAGGUCCAGAAUGGAGUCACUCAGCAUGCUGAGCUGGACCGCAACCAGGUAGAGGGCAGUCCACAGCGGCCUUUGUCCCAGAGCUUGUCCACCAUCAUAUCUCCACUGUUUGCUGAACUGAAGCAGAAGGGAGAGGCGAGUAACAGCAAGUCUGAGGCCGUGGAGGAGCUGAGGGAGGCCAUAUUCCUGGCAGAAGAGGCAUGCCCGGGUAUCUCUGACUCCAUGGUGGCAGAGCUCGUGCAGAGACUGCAAAGGUUUGCCGUUCCGAGGACACCAUCUCAUUGACAGCUGCUGCGGCUUCUCGCCCCACCCCCUUGUGGCUGUGGGUACGCCCCCCUCUCACGCUCCCUCACAGCCCCUGGCUGCAGCUCCAGCCCCAUAUUCUCUUAUAAUCUUGGGUUACAUAGCAAACAAAAGGUGUCUGGGGGUGGCGUGGGGCCUGGGUGAGGUUGACCUCUGUCAGCCCACUCCCACCUGCUUAGCAGUGCACCUUCUCCAGCUUAGGCUGUGACAGAGCAAUGGUUAGUUGCACCAGCAGCGUGUAGGAUCCUUCCAUAUGUCAUUUGUAAAAUGACAUCAGUCUUAAUGAAAUUAUUUCAUCCUUAACUUAAUAUUGAUAGUUGCUAAAUUCAAAGGCAUCAUGAUUUCUCAGUAAUCAACUUUCAUGUUUUAGCUAAACUGAUUCUUGAAUUCCUUUCACUAGCCAAACCAAAUGGCUAGUUAACAUUUCACUAGAUAACAUAAUCCGUUGAUAGCUGCGAUCAUGCAAGAAGCUGUGGUUAUUUUAUAAUGAUAAAUGUGUGUGUGUGUGUGUGUGUGUGUGUGUGUGUGUGUGUGUGU
This is a messenger RNA of Electrophorus electricus (electric eel), 2066 nucleotides long. RefSeq names its product serine/threonine kinase 24a (STE20 homolog, yeast) (gene stk24a). Gene Ontology annotation, molecular function: protein serine/threonine kinase activity; ATP binding. Gene Ontology annotation, biological process: protein phosphorylation; negative regulation of cell migration. NCBI's taxonomy places the organism in Eukaryota, Metazoa, Chordata, Actinopteri, Gymnotiformes, Gymnotidae. Gene Ontology annotation, cellular component: cytoplasm; Golgi apparatus. The record is from RefSeq and is a predicted model, not a curated record.